UAAACAUUGCAGGUGUAUGUGACUUUGCCCCCGGGUAUUCCCCACCUCCUCCACCUCCUCCUCUUCUUCCGCCACGUCCUUCCUUACCUGCCCGCCGCAGAGGGACGAUGUCCAACCUGCCGGAUGAUCCUGCUCUCUAUAAACUUCGCCGGAAACACCCAAGAAGUGAGAGGAAUAAAAAGUGAAUCACAAUACCGGAAUGUGGCACAAAAAAGUGUGCUGCUUGUUUCGUCUGAUGUUUUAGACGUUUUUAUAAAGUUUACCACCAUAGAAGAAGAUGUUUUCCUUCCUGCGCUCAGCCAGAGACCCCCCUCCUGAGAACAUCCACAUCUCCUCCCUGCCUCCCAGUAUUCCCACAGAUCAAGAGCCCGAACAAACUGGAGGACAAGGUGACAUGGUGGAAGAGAAAGCAGUGAUCAAGACCACACACACACACAGAGUCUCCGCACCGUCGGUCUUCCUCCAGAAACAGGAUAAUGAACCUGUUUCUAGUACUUACUUUGAUCAGAGGGUCCCUGUUCCUGAGGAAAACAGUGAGAUGGGGAUUAGUCUCCGUAAACUAUGGGCCUUCACCGGGCCGGGGUUUCUGAUGAGCAUAGCCUACCUGGACCCAGGUAACAUCGAGUCUGACCUGCAGUCUGGUGCUAAAGCUGGCUUCAAGCUCCUCUGGGUGCUGCUGGGAGCCACGAUCAUCGGUCUGCUGCUGCAGCGGCUGGCGGCUCGGCUGGGCGUCGUUACAGGGAUGCACCUGGCUGAAGUGUGCCACCGCCAGUACCACACUGUGCCUCGUAUUAUCCUGUGGUUAAUGGUGGAGCUGGCGAUCAUCGGCUCUGACAUGCAGGAGGUCAUCGGCUGUGCCAUCGCUUUCAACCUUCUCUCCUCUGACAGGAUCCCACUGUACGGUGGUGUCCUCAUUACCAUCAUUGAUACAUUUGUCUUUCUCUUCUUAGACAAGUAUGGCCUGAGGAAGCUGGAAGCCUUCUUUGGUUUGCUCAUUACCAUCAUGGCCGUCACCUUUGGAUAUGAGUAUGUGACAGUGAGUCCAGACCAAGGCCAGCUGUUGAAGGGGAUGUUUGUGCCAUACUGUGAGGGCUGUGGGCCUGUUCAGCUGGCGCAGGCCGUCGGCAUCGUGGGAGCCGUCAUCAUGCCUCACAAUAUUUACCUCCACUCUGCUCUUGUCAAGUCUCGAGAAGUCAACCGGUCGAACAAGAAAGAAGUAAAAGAGGCCAACAAAUAUUUCUUCAUUGAGGCGACCAUGGCGCUGUUUGUCUCUUUCCUCAUCAAUGUGUUUGUGGUGGCUGUUUUCGGCGAGGCUUUCUAUGGACGCACAAAUGUAGAGGUGUACAGCAUAUGCAAUCAAACAGGAAGUCCUCAUUCACAUCUAUUCCCUCUGGACAAUGCAACUCUAGAGGUGGACAUCUACAAAGGGGGAGUGGUGCUGGGCUGUUUCUUUGGCCCGGCAGCGCUGUACAUCUGGGCUGUGGGGAUCCUUGCAGCUGGUCAGAGCUCCACCAUGACUGGAACAUACUCCGGCCAGUUUGUUAUGGAGGGAUUUUUGAACCUGCGCUGGUCGCGUUUCGCUCGGGUGUUGUUGACCCGCUCCCUCGCCAUCACUCCCACCUUGCUGGUGGCCAUCUUCCAGGACGUGCGGCACCUGACAGGCAUGAACGACUUCCUCAAUGUGCUGCAGAGCAUGCAGUUGCCAUUUGCCCUCAUUCCCAUCCUCACUUUCACCAGUUUGUCAUCUCUCAUGAAUGAGUUUGCCAAUGGAUUAGUGUGUAAGAUCGGAGGAGGAGUGGUGAUCUUGUUCGUGUGUGCCAUUAACAUGUACUUCGUCGUGGUGUAUGUUACUGCACUGGACAGUGUGUGGCUGUAUGUGGUGGCAGCGUUCCUCUCCAUAGGAUACCUCACAUUUGUGGGAUAUUUGGUGUGGUUAUGUCUGAUAGCUCUGGGAGUGUCCUUCCUCGAUCCGAGCAGUGGGAGAGAGAAUGACACAACCAUCCUGAUCGAGCAGCAGCCAGAGUUUGACUCCUGAAUGGAAUCUGUGUUUCAGAGUUCAUUAACAUCACAAAUGCAGCUUUUAGCAACCUGCCUGACCUUUCACACACAGUGUCCUUGAGUGCAGAUUCAUUUAUACUAGACGUUUCAAAUGAAGUUUUGUAUGAAUGGUGCUAUAGAUAUUUUUAUUUAGUAAUCAAGAAUCUGUUAUUGUAAUUGUCUGUAUCCUUAGUACUGAUUAUACAAAACAAGAAUAGUUUUGCCAAACUGA
Molecule: messenger RNA, 2269 nt
Organism: Micropterus dolomieu (smallmouth bass)
Lineage: Eukaryota; Metazoa; Chordata; Actinopteri; Centrarchiformes; Centrarchidae
Product: natural resistance-associated macrophage protein 2-like
Exons: 16
Coding region: 278-2035 (585 amino acids)
Biological process (GO): metal ion transport
Cellular component (GO): plasma membrane
Molecular function (GO): manganese ion transmembrane transporter activity; cadmium ion transmembrane transporter activity; iron ion transmembrane transporter activity
Source: RefSeq, a predicted model, not a curated record